AUGGCAGACAGAAAAGCUGAGUCACUGCAUUCCUCCAUAGGGCUCUUGGGCAUUUCCGCAGGAUCACUCUUACUGGCAGUGCAUUUCUACAGUUUACCCAGAGCAGCCCCUCUGAUCCCCAGCACAGCUCUAGGAGUCCUUCUGUUGAUUUUAUCGUCUCUUUUGGCGUAUGCAGGAAUUCGGAGAAGCCUAAGAGAUGCCUCCCUGUUCUUGUCUCUCUGCCUGACCAUCUCAGUGUUCUGGUGUGGCUAUGGAGUGGUCUUCAUCCUGGGAGGGCAAGGAGUUUUGAAUGACACUGGUGAUUUCCGCAAUGCCCUGGUGCCUGGCCUGGUCACAUUUACUUUGGCACUACUUAUUAUUGCAGUGGUGGGCUUCCUUUGCAGAGAGGUCAUCCUAGCUAUGAUUGCUUCUGCUGUCUCACUUGCCAGUGCUCAUGAAGUUGCCAUGUGUUAUAGCACAACUUUUGGUUCCUCUGCUGUGGCUUGCAAUUAUAUGAUUGUCUGCUUGGUUGGUGGUUAUUUUGCUCUGGGAAGGAUCCUCUAUUUCCUAACCAAAGAGAAAAUUGCCCUCCCUGGCACAGAUCUGGCCAAGAAAAAGACCCGUGACCAGAUCCAAUCCACCAGUGGUGGCAUGAAUCAUUUUGCAGUCACAGGUCUGAUCCUGAACAUGCUGUCUGCCAGUGUCUUUGGCUGUAGGCUCCUGGGUGUCACUGGCAAACUAUUUAUCGGCCAGGUGCCCUGGCUGUGGGCAGCUGGGAUCUACCAGAUUGGCAUCUGCAUUUUAUCAUACCGUGCAAUGGAUGUGCUAAUGGCUACAUUCUUUGGUUUCACUUCCAUCCUGAAAUUUGCUGGAGGCUAUUGCCUUCUGUACCCAGUCUGGCAACCAGAGGAGCCAUCUUUCACUCCAUUCCUGGUGGUUUUCUCAAUUCUUUUUGCGGUCUUGGCUCUUUUUCUCACUCUUAAGAGCCCAGUGGAUGGCCUGUAUUUGCUGUUUUAUGUGGCCUACUGCAUUGCAUUAGCUUGCCGUCCCAAGGGAUUUUUUGAAGGUGGACCCCAAGGCGUGGAUGUGGCCAUCUUUGUGUCCUCAGCCUUGAUGACUCUAAUUCACCUGUACAAUGUGAAAGCAAGUGCCAAGAUCCCAACAGGGAAGGGUGCAGUGAAGGCACUACUUGCUCGCAGCAGUUUUCUGAAGCUUCGUGAAGGGGCAGACCUUCACGCUCCCUACCUAGGGUAUUCCAAGUAUGCAGAUGCAGAAGUACUUGGCUAUGCAUGCAGUGUCCUUGCUUCUUUUGCUAUAACAAUGACAGGGGACCCCCAGGCUCCACUUGCUACUGUUGUAAUUCCAUGGGUAGUGGUAGCCGGUGGGAUCCUCAAGCUUCUAGGCGGCUCAGUGGCCUUUGCCCGGGGUAAAACCUUGGAGAGCAGUGCCUUCAUUCUCUAUGCUGUCAUGUGGAUCAUCUGGGGCUUGACAAGAUAUGGUGGCCUCUAUGGCACUACCAGAAGCUUCCAUGCAGCGGUAGGCAUCAUUGCGUUCAUGCUCUUCAAUGGCUUCAUUGUCUUCUGCACACUCUUCUUAAACAUUGCCUGGUUCUUUUACUCCCUCACUUUCUUGCUCAUCGCUGUCAGCUUCUUGCUGGAUGCCAUCCAUGCUCUUCCAGCUGGUUAUGACAUUGCUGCCACUCUCAUCUUUGGUCUGGUCAGCUUUUACUGCUUCCUGUCUGCCCUUUUCAACAGCACCUUUGAGGGUUCCUGCUUACCAAUGGGUAGGCCCAUUGUGCACCUUAGUGGUGUGGGGGGAGGAAUGACCAAGUGCCUUCACCUGCCUGCCAGGAAAGCUUCCUCAGUCAAGAGAAUUGCAGAUAUCCUGAAGAAUGGAGGGACUUGCGGCAUCCCCACGGAUACUGUGUAUGUGCUUGUGGCAGCCUGUAAUCGGCCUGAUGCUGUGGAGAAAGCUCACCAGUCCAAGCACCAGGCUCAGGAUCGCCCCAUGUCACUCUGGAUUUCUAGCCUAAAGCAACUGGAACCUGCAAAGCAUUUGUUCUCUCCCCUCCUCUGGGACUUCAUGGAGGCUGCCUGGCCAUCUCCUAUUAGCUUGGUGGUUCCCAGAGGUGAAUGGGUGGACUUCCUGGGAAUGAAGGACUCCGCUAAAUACGUCGGUACCCCUCAGAGCAUCGCCAUCCGCAUCCCCGACUGCUCUGUCACCACACACCUCAUCGACUUGGUUGGCCCCAUUGUGGUCACAUCAGCUAACCCAACGGGAGAGGCAGACACAACACACCACAACCAGGUGUAUGCCAAGCUGGGAGAUAAGGUGGAUGCAGUUCUUUGUGAUGGGCCUUCUCCAGAGAACAUUGCCUCCACCGUUGUGGACUGCACCAAAAUCGACAGUGGAAACAUAGGAUUCUUCAGAGUCGGUAUCAUCCCCAAGUCUCAGGUGCUGCAGAUAUUGGAGCAGGUGCAGAAGAAACAGACAUUGGUUCCUAACAGUGGCACCACAAAAGGCCAGGAAGAACGUCUGAAUCAUAGCCAUGCUGUGCACAACGGGGUGGGCAUAGCUGCCUCACAAGAAACAGUGCCGGUGCAGUCCACCGAUGACGGCUGCGAGAAUCGCACUCGCCUCUGA
Molecule: messenger RNA, 2622 nt
Organism: Fulmarus glacialis (Northern fulmar)
Lineage: Eukaryota; Metazoa; Chordata; Aves; Procellariiformes; Procellariidae
Biological process (GO): regulation of translational fidelity
Cellular component (GO): cytoplasm
Molecular function (GO): tRNA binding; nucleotidyltransferase activity; double-stranded RNA binding
Source: RefSeq, a predicted model, not a curated record